Molecule: messenger RNA, 777 nt
Organism: Mesoplodon densirostris (Blainville's beaked whale)
Lineage: Eukaryota; Metazoa; Chordata; Mammalia; Artiodactyla; Ziphiidae
Product: proline-rich protein 2-like
Exons: 2
Coding region: 1-777 (258 amino acids)
Source: RefSeq, a predicted model, not a curated record
AUGCCACGGACAGACCAGAUCCCCCACCGUGACUCCACAGACAGACCUGAGUACCCACCGGGACCCUACCCACAGACCAGCCCUCACUGGGACCCCACAGACAGACCAGGGCCACCAACAGGACCCCACAGACAGACCACGGCCCCCACCGGGACCCAACCAACAGGCCGGGGCCCCAACCAGGACCCCACAGACAUACCAGAGCCCCCACCAGGACCCGAUGGACAGACCAGGGCACCCACCACGAACCCACAGUCAGACCAGAGCCCUCACCAGGACCAUAUACAGACCAUUGUCCCCACUGGAACCCCACACACAGACCAGCUCACAGAGGGACUCCACGGACACACGAGGGCUCCCACUGGAACCCCAGAGACAGACAAUCGCCCCCACCUGGACCAUACACACAGACCAGCCUCCAGCAGGACCCCACAGACAGACCAUGGCUCCCACCAGAACCCCACAGACAGAACAGGGCCCCCACUGGGAAAACACAGACAGACGAGGGCCCUCACCGGGAUCCAACACUCAGACCAGGGGACCCCAUCUCGACCCUACAGACACAGCAGGGCCCCAACUGGGACCCCACGGACAGACCAGGGCCCCCACCAGGACCCAAUGGACACACCAGGGUCCCCACCAGGACCCAAUGGACAGACAAGGGCCCCCACAGUGACGCCACAGGCAGGCCAUUCCCAAAAGGGACUCCUGAGACAGACCAGCCCCCACUGGGAGCCCACAGACAAACCAGGUCCACUACCAGGAACCCACGGAUAA